This is a messenger RNA of Aspergillus caelatus, 690 nucleotides long. RefSeq lists its product as uncharacterized. The coding region runs from base 18 to 497 and encodes 159 amino acids. The record is from RefSeq and is a predicted model, not a curated record. NCBI's taxonomy places the organism in Eukaryota, Fungi, Ascomycota, Eurotiomycetes, Eurotiales, Aspergillaceae. The transcript has a single exon.
CUUGUUUCAAAAACUCUAUGCCGUGUCUAGACGUCAGCACUACUGCUUGCAUAUACAAAUCUACAGAUAAGGUAGUAUGUUGUCCAUGGUUGUCCAUGGGUCGUGAACUAGUAAACAAACUGAACCUUGGAACCGAGACCCAGAGACGCGACCAUUAUGCGCAGUCCCGUGACUUGGCCGCUGGGUUGACUUCAAUGAUAUCACCCUGCUGCCGAUCCUCCUCAUUCACCUUGCUUUUUGCUUGCAAGGUUGAUUCCCACAUUUCCCAAACUACACGUGUGAGAUUUCACCAAUUAUUCCACCCUGCGCUUGGGUCCCUAUCUCCAGAGAUAAUCUAUUUUCGAGCUACAGUACAUACACAGCCCUUAUCAAAACCCUCCCCUUCCCUUUUUGAGGGUAGUCUACUGAUUAUCUCGACCUGGGAGCGAUCGGCAGAGCUAUUAGUCGUGCUAAUGACCAAAGCACCUGUAGCUCGACGACUAACAGAACUCACUUGACACUAACAGCCUUACUCUCGCAUGGCUGCUCACUGACUAAACCCAGUCCGGACUAACCUCGCCUUUCUAUUCGUCCAUCCACCGCAUUCUUGGCGUUUGCCGCCCGCGCUCCAUGUGCGUGGUUCCAAAGUCUGACAUUUACUGGCACCCCAUUAACUCUCUUAUUUAUUCAAGUCAUAAAAUAAUUAUCCAC